Puccinia triticina is the source of this 300-nucleotide messenger RNA. RefSeq lists its product as uncharacterized. The record is from RefSeq and is a predicted model, not a curated record. The transcript is spliced from 2 exons. Lineage: Eukaryota; Fungi; Basidiomycota; Pucciniomycetes; Pucciniales; Pucciniaceae. Bases 1 to 300 code for a protein of 99 amino acids.
AUGGCGUAUGUGGAGGUGGGUGGUCCAGCACCUGGCUCAAUGGUGAAGGUGGCUGAAAAUGGCGGCCAUCCGAUGGGUCCUGGCAAUGUUGAACAACACCUGACUGUCAGCGGCUGGAUCCUCAUCAAGGAACUCCACAAUUCACUGCUUGCCAGGUUCAACAACAAGCUGCUCUCUGGGCCUGGCCGGCUGAUCUUGCUCGCCUAUAUUCAAUUGAUUUCCCAGGACUACAUGAAGCUCAACAAGCCCUUGUUGGCCCAAAAAGAGCUCUUGUUCUCCUUCGACCCUCUCCUUAGAUAG